AUGAAGACUCUGUUCCUGACCAUCAGCUUCUGCCUGGUUGCCACCCUGCAGGCCCAGGACUCCUCGCCCCUUGCUUUGAAUAGCAGGCAUUUUUCUGGAAAGUGGUUCAUGAAGGCCUUGGUGAUGAAAGACGAGAUCCCGAUAAAGAAGGUCUCUUCCAUACUCGUGUUGGUGCUGGACAAUGGUGACAUGGAGUUUUCUAUGACACAUAUGAUGUAUGGCCAGUGUUUUGAAGUGACCACCAUCUUGGAGAAAACAGAUGUGCCUGGCCAUUACAGUGCCUUUGAAGGUAAGAGCCACAUGCAGGUGCAGCUGUCUUCUGUGAAGGACCACUGGAUGCUCUACUGUGAUGGGGAGCUGGAGGGCAUGAGCUUUGCAGUGACACAGCUCAUAGGGAGGGACCUGAAAGAAAACCUGGAGGCCUUGGAGGAAUUUAAGGAGUUCACCCAGAAAAAGGGACUUAUACCAGAGAACCUGGUCGUACCUGAGCAGAUGGAAAAAUGUGAACCAGAGAGUUACUAA
Messenger RNA from Cricetulus griseus (Chinese hamster), 522 nucleotides. The record is from RefSeq and is a predicted model, not a curated record. Lineage: Eukaryota; Metazoa; Chordata; Mammalia; Rodentia; Cricetidae.